Messenger RNA from Nicrophorus vespilloides, 3467 nucleotides. RefSeq names its product exportin-4-like. Gene Ontology annotation, biological process: protein export from nucleus. The transcript has 8 exons. Gene Ontology annotation, cellular component: nuclear pore; cytoplasm. The record is from RefSeq and is a predicted model, not a curated record. The coding region runs from base 58 to 3444 and encodes 1128 amino acids. NCBI's taxonomy places the organism in Eukaryota, Metazoa, Arthropoda, Insecta, Coleoptera, Silphidae. Gene Ontology annotation, molecular function: nuclear export signal receptor activity; small GTPase binding.
ACCUUCCCCAAAGUGUUCAAUACUUUUCGGUGGUGAAUACAGUUUUAUGCGGACGCUAUGGAGAAGCAGGCGUUAGCAGCAUUGGAGUCUGCAGCCAAUAUAAUCUUGGCCCCACCGAACUUGGUGUCAAACGAGCAGAGGCAUAACGCUGAGGGUGUCUUUCUGGGAUUCAGAAAGUCCAAAUGCCCAUAUGCAGUCUGCCGCCAGAUCCUGGAGACAUCGAAUUCUGACUAUGUGAAGUUCGAAGCAGCCGAGGUGCUCAAGUGUGCUUUGAUCAGAGAAUGGACUUUCCUGCAGGAAUCGGACAUACUGUCUCUGAGACAGUACCUGCUACAUUACAUUAUCUCCAGAGAUAUACCGGCUUUCGUGCAGGACAAAUUGUUGCAGGUUUUAGCGAUAAUGGUGAAGAGGGGCAGUGUGGAGGACUUUGGACAGGACAGAGGGAAUAUAUUGAAUGACGUUGAGGCGCUCUUCAUUAACGGAGAUUCAGCUAAACAAAUUUUAGGUUGCAAAUUGAUUACUAACUUGAUGCAAGAAUAUGCUAUAACCGUCAAGUCCACGGAUGUGGGACUUUCUUGGGAGGUCCAUUACAAGGCUAAGAUGAACUUCGAGGCUGUCGACUUGAAGAGGAUCUUUCAGUUUUGCGUGCAAGUCAUUUCAGAGAUAAUCAAAAGUGAUACACCAUUUGGGGAUAACGUCAAUAACUUAUUGAAACAUCUGCUGACCAUCAUUGAGAGUAUUUUGUCUUGGGGAUUCAUGGCAUCAUCAUUGCCGAAAAAGUUGAUAGGUCUAUACGAAAUGGUCCAGAGGGCGGAUCACGCGCCUUCAUUGAGACUGGGAAUGCAGUGGAAGAGCAUCAUGUUUGCCCCGCAGUUUCUACCGCUGAUGUUCCAAAUUUACUGGAAGGUCAGAGACAACGAUCAGCUGUCGCACCACGCGAUGACUUGCCUGGUGCAACUGGCUUCCCUGAACGGAGGGAUCAUGGCUGAGCACACGGACAAGAUGCUGUACAUCGGCGCGUUCAUGGAAAACUUCCUGAAACUCAUCACGAGCGUCACCAUCAAGAGCAAGGAGAGUCUCGGCAUUUCGCAGAUUACCAAGAACAUCCAUCUGCACUUUGUACAUGACGUUAUUGCGCUGCCCAAGGCCUUGCAGGAAUCUUACAUUGAUGACCUGACGAGGCUCACGUGCUGUUUCAUCGAAGGCGCUGCUACCGAAGAAGUGGAUUGCGACGAAAAGUGUUAUAUGGAUUCGUUUGAGAUCAUGCUGGAAUCUUGGGCUCUUCUGAUUCAGGAGUACCGGCAAGUGACGAACGACUUCUUGGGACAGGCUGCGACGUGCAUAUUCAACACGUACCUCAAAUGCCACUUGUCGUCGCCCGAUGGUUCACGGAAGCAAGGUACCGAUCUAGAGGUGGAGGAAAUCGAAGACGACGAGGAUAACGAUCGAACGAAAUUCAAAGAUCAGCUGCAAACGAUCGGGCUCUUCGGAAGGAUUGUUCCCGAUCAAGCGCUUCCCAUCCUUUACAAAUUGUUGGAGGACAGGACGAAUAAACUGCGCUCACAUUUGCACACAAUGCAAUCGCAAGCUAUGUCCAUUAAUGACUCUGUUACACUGGACAACAUCUUCGAGGAUAUCCAUUGGACGGUGCUGAUUGCAGGUCACACCCUGUGCAUGGACAGCGACGGAGAAACACCUACAAUUCCCUCCGAUCUGAUGCGCUACUCUAUGGACAUGAACGCGAAGGGUUUGACGAACUUGGACGAGUCUCUGAAGGUGAUGGCCAGCGUGCAGCAGCUAGGGAACGACGCGGAAUGCUCGCCGCUCUGCGAUCACGCUGUCCGCAUAUUCGCGGACGUGCUGAAACUCUGCGCGAUAGAAUCAUCUGCGGCCGAAGUGAAGUUGGGCCAUUUCAUGAGUCCCGAAGUGAGUUGCACUCUGAUGUGGUUCCUCAAACGCUGGAGUCUCUCCUACCUUCUCCCCACCGAAUCGUUCUACCAAGAGAUUAGUCCGGUCUUGAUUGGGGCUCUGGGCAAAGACACGGAAGGUGCAAAUUUUGUGAUGAAUUUUGUAUUGGCGAAGAUCCAAUCGAAUAUAUGUUAUUACAAUUCGGAGCCAAUUCUGCUUCGGGACACGGUCGAGUUGUUCUCCGAUGUGGUUGGGAUCAAAAGCAAAUCGUUGUAUAUUGUGAAGACGGAGGGUUUGUGGAAUUUAAUUAAUUUGCAGUCGAAGCUACAAGCUGGAAUGCUUCCUGUGAAUAUAAGGCGCGGUCUCUACAAGGGCUUCGUUCUGGCUGGAACUGCUCUCAAAAAGGACGACGAGGCUGUACAGUAUUACGAUCAAAUCCUGAAACCGGUGCAGCAGAGGUUCAAAGGCGUCCUGUGCCAGGAGAACUUCAAUCGCAUUUACCAGCAGGAUAACAUACAGAAGGAGAUCCAGGAUCUGCUGGAAUGUUUCAUCGGUAUUUCGAAGGGUGCGACGAUGGGAACGGUCGUGAUCCUGUUCAAGUUCUUGGGUCCGAUCCUGUCCGAGCUGCCGGUGCUAUUGAACAUGUAUCACAAUUACCAGGUGAUCGUGCAGAUGAUUCUGGAUUUGUUCGGACAGUGCGCGAAGAACGUGCUGUGUUAUUUGUCCGUGGCGGACAGCAAUCAACUUUACGAGACGACGUACAACGUCGUUCAGGUGUACGCCAAGUGCAAUCAAAACAGAUUCAGCACUGAAGCGUUGAACGAGGAGGGCAACUUCCAAGAUCUGUGUUUGGUCAUGGACUUGUUGACGUACAUCCUGUCCAAGGAUUGUCUGGAUUUGAAUCCGUUGAUCAAUCAAGAGGAGCCAACUGUGGCGGCGUCGGACGUCGCCUUGUACGGACUCCGGUUCAUCAUGCCCCUGAUGACGCUCGAUCUGCUCAAGUAUCCGGCGCUGUGCCACCAAUACUACGGACUGCUGACGCUGAUCAACGAUAUUUACCCGGAGAAGGUGUGCGCGCUGCCCGAAGAUAUGCUCCGCAAGCUGUUAACCUCCGUCGAGAUCGGUCUGACGCAGUUCACGGCGGACGUGGCGCAGCCCUGUCUGGACUUCGUCGCCGGCCUAGCGACGCACAUCUUCAAGCAUUCGAUGAAGCAGAGCGCCGCCUAUCAGGCUCUGAUGCCCUUCCUCAAAUUGAUCAUGGAUCUGACGCUGUCGCAGCAGAUCUGCACGGACAUGGUCGCCACGGCGAGCCUCUGCAUCUACACGUUGAUAUGUUGCUACAGCGAGCAGUAUCAGAUGCUCGUCCAGAACAUGAUUCAAAUGCAGACCGAUCCUGCUGUUGCCGAAAGGCUGGCGACCGAAUUCAAUCGACUGAUGGCGAACGUUCCGUUGACCUGCGACCGGCAUAAGCUCAAGUUUCGCGAUCAAUUCGAUAAGUUCAUAUGCAACGUGCACGGUUUUCUGCUGGUGAAAUAGUUCGGACAGCAGCUCUUAUUUAU